GAGGGUGGAUCCGGGGAACGGGAUUGCGGCGGGCGGGCCCCGCUCCGGCCCCGCCUCCGCCCCGCAGCUGAGGGCGAUGGAGGGCGGCGGAAGCCCCGCCGAGCCCGGCCCGGGGCCCGGCGGGCGCUUCCCGGCGGCGGCGGUGGAGCGGAUCCUGCGGGAUGCGGUGCGGAGCGCCCUGCGGGAGCGGCGGUACGAGCCGGGGCCGUGCCGGGAGGCGGCCAGGGACAUCGCCGAGGCUGUUAAGGCACAGGUGAAGGCGCUGGGGGUGCCCAGGUACAAGAUCGUGGUGGUGGCACAUGUCGGGCAGCUGGGUGGGCAGAGCUUGCAGAUCAGCAGCAGGUGCCUCUGGGAUCCCCAGAGCGACACAUUUUCCUCCUACGUGUUCAAGAACACCUCGCUGUUCGCCGUGGCAAACGUCUAUGGGGUGUAUUUUGAGUAGGGAGGUAGUUGAGUUUAGCAGCAGGAAAAGUUAAUAUUCAGCCUGAUUCUUCCUAGCCCUGUUGUUGAAAAUAUCUGUGGAGGACCUAGGUGCUCUCACCUGCUUUGAAAUGUGAGCCUUUGGGUGAGUGACAGAGCUGUGCAGCUGCUUUCAGAACUUGCUCUGUAGGGGAAAUAUUUUCAGAAUAAUGCCUGUAAGUAAUGUUUUCCCUGUUCUCCUCCAGGAAAUCUUACUGGAAGUAUUUGGAUUAGGGAGUAAACCAUGGGUUUUGCCUGCCCACUUUUGGGGCUGGUACUGAUGGUUCUAAGUCUCUCCUGGUGCGGCCAUUCCCCACCGAGGUGGGGUCUGGCUCACCUUGCUCUGGAUCUAAACCAGAUUUUUUGUUAGCCCUAUUUCCCAGCUGAAACCUGCUGUUAGGUUUUCCUGAGUCAGAGAACAAACCUAUCACAAACUGCUUAUUUUAUUACAUUUUAGGUGCAAAGCUGAAACCAGAACAGUAGUUAGUUGGGAAGAUAUACUUCAUGUACUCAUGACUAAAAGUUUAACUCUAACCCUCUGAGCACUGUGAAAUGCAGACAACCUGAAGCCUCUUGCUGGUGUGCACUGUGACAUUUAACACCCAAAAGCUACAAUUAAAGAACACAACUGAAAGAA
This is a messenger RNA of Taeniopygia guttata (zebra finch), 1096 nucleotides long. It is a transcript of the gene DYNLT5, whose product is annotated as dynein light chain Tctex-type family member 5. Lineage: Eukaryota; Metazoa; Chordata; Aves; Passeriformes; Estrildidae. Gene Ontology annotation, biological process: microtubule-based movement. Gene Ontology annotation, cellular component: cytoplasmic dynein complex; cytoplasm. The record is from RefSeq and is a predicted model, not a curated record. Gene Ontology annotation, molecular function: dynein intermediate chain binding.